CCUUCAUAGAAUCCAAUCCGUUAGUGCAGUUAGAGGCUUCUAUUAACUCACUUAUCAUCUACCCGCCACUAAACACCAAAACCCAACACACACUCUCACCUUCACCUUCAAACCCUUCAAUGGCUUUGUCAAGCACAAAGCUACAAAGGUUCCUCUUCAGCAAACUCCAUGGCCGUUCCACCAUCUCCAAGAACGCCCACAGAAGCAGCUUCACCAUCGGAAACAGCACUACCCGGUGCUGCUCCGCCAUAGCCAUUGAUGCCCCAUCAUCUAUGACUGAGACUCCUGCUAUAAGAUGGGGAUCGGUUUCUCUGCAGGGUCCCCGUGAAGAGAUGGAAGAUGAUAUCGUUGUUCGAUCUGAUGGGCUUGAUGGGUUCUCUUUUGCUGCUGUGUUUGAUGGCCAUGGAGGGUUUUCUUCUGUUGAGUUUCUCAGGGAUGAGCUGUACAAGGAGUGUCUUGAAGCUUUACAAGGUGGGUUACUAUUAGCUGGGAAAGAUUUCAAAGCCAUUAAAGAAGCACUAGAGGAGGCAUUUAUCAAGACUGACGCAAGGUUAUUAAAAUGGCUUGAAAUGAAUGGGGAGGAUGAUGAAUCGGGUGCUACAGCAACUGCAAUGUUCACAGGAGAUGAUGAGCUGCUAAUUGCACAUAUUGGUGACUCAUCUGCGGUUCUAUGCAGAUCUGGAAAAGCAGAAGUGCUGACUAGUCCACACAGACCAUGUGGGAGUAACAAGACUUCCCUCCAAGAAAUCAAGAGAAUCAGAGAAGCAGGUGGAUGGCUUAACAAUGGUAGAAUUUGUGGAGACAUUGCUGUAUCUCGUGCAUUUGGGGACCAGCGAUUCAAAACAAAGAAGAAUGAAAUGCUGCAAAAAGGAGUUGAGGAAGGAACAUGGUCAAAAAAGUUUAUUUCUCGUGUACAGUUCAACAAUGACUUGGUUGUUGCAUUCCCUGAUGUUUAUCAAGUAGCACUUGGCUCAGAUACAGAAUUUGUAGUACUAGCAUCUGAUGGCUUAUGGGAUUACAUGAGCAGUUCAGAUGCAGUUUCUUUUGUGAGGGAUCAGCUACGGAAACACGGAAACAUACAGCAAGCUUGUGAAGCGCUUGCAAACGCAGCUCUGGAUCGGCGUACACAGGAUAAUGUCAGCAUUAUAAUUGCUGAUUUAGGGAGGACAGACUGGCAGAAUGCGCCUGUACAGCGACAAAAUGUUGUAUUUGAGCUAGUCCAAGCGCUUGCUACCAUUGGAAUUGUGUCUUUUGGAAUUUGGUUUUCAUCACAGCUUUCUUUAUAGAUUCAUAAAAAAAUAGGCUGUCUUGUACAUAACCAAACACAUACUUGAACUUCCUGCUUGUAUAAUCUAAAGUGUACAUGUCUCA
Lotus japonicus is the source of this 1371-nucleotide messenger RNA. Its product is annotated as protein phosphatase 2C 57. The record is from RefSeq and is a predicted model, not a curated record. NCBI's taxonomy places the organism in Eukaryota, Viridiplantae, Streptophyta, Magnoliopsida, Fabales, Fabaceae. Gene Ontology annotation, molecular function: cation binding; protein serine/threonine phosphatase activity. Gene Ontology annotation, biological process: protein dephosphorylation. The transcript is spliced from 11 exons. The coding region runs from base 120 to 1286 and encodes 388 amino acids.